AUGAAGAUAUCAAGAUUAACAAUAUUGACUAGAAUUAAUGAGUGUAUAUCUAAUUAUAAAUCUUUCCUAACUUUUAAUUGGGUAAAGUCAUAUCUCGAUGAAAGUAACUUAAUAUCAAAAAAAACUUUACCUAGUAUGAAUGGUUUGGAGUGGUUUGAAGAAGAAAUUGAAAGAGCCAGUAAUAAACUAUUUAUGAAUAUCAAUAAAUCUAAAAGAUCUAUUUGGAUUCAAUUAUUAUUAGCAAACAAGAAUACUAUUAUAUUAGUUAUAUUUCUUAAGAUUCUAAAUUUAUUGAUAUCUUCUAUAGUUUCUUUUUUAUUAAGUGAAUAUUUUAGAGUGAGUGGAUCAAUGAAAUCUAUUAAGUUAGGAUGUUAUGCUAUAUUUGCAUAUAUAUUAAAGCUAAUUACAGAAUCACAAAGUCGUUAUUAUAGUGCUAAUCUAGGAAUUAUAAUUGAAUCAUCUUUAAUUAAACUAGCUUAUCAUCGUAUUCUUAACAUAAUGGGAAAUGAUACAAUAAUAAGAUCUAAUAAUUCGAACUGUAUAUUACCAAAAGAUAAGAAUUUAAAUACAUUAAAUAUUAUAUUAGCAGAUUGUGCAAGUUGUCCAAAUUUUUUGACUUCUUUAUUAGAUAUUUUUGUACUUCCAAUAAGAGUAUUGUUUACUUGGAUACUAUUGAAACAACAAGUUGGAUCUGCAGCAACAACUGCUAUUUUUACAUUUUUACUUAUGUUUAUAUUUAGUUUUAUUUUUCAAAUACUUGGUGUAUUAAUGAAGGCUCCAUUUAUGAAAUAUAGAGAUCGUAGGUUAGAAAGAUCACAUGAAGUUUUAAGACAAGUUAGUUUUGUACAAUUGUUGGAUUUGAAUAAGAUAGAAUAUAAUAAAAUAUUGGAACUUAGGAGAAGAGAAGCUUUUUACAAUGGUUUAAGGGUUGUAAUUUCUCAGAUAGGAAGUUUUUUAGAUUAUCAUACAGAAAGUGUAACUCAACUAGUUCUAUUUUUAAAUUAUGUUUAUAAAAUAAUUCCAACUUCAAAUAAUUCCAAUUUGUCUUUAAAAAGCUUUUCACCUAAGGGAAUAGCAAUUUUGCAAAUUUUAUAUUCAAUGAUUUCAAUUCGUGGUAUUUUAUCUUUAUUAAUUGAUGGGUUCAUUUCAAUGAAGAGAUUCCAAUCAUUUCUCAAUAAGACAGAUAAUAGUCAGAAUAAAGGUAAUAAAUAUGAUUCACUUUCAAAUACAUUAAGUUUUGAAUCUCGCUCAAUAUAUUCUAUAUUUAACUCACUUCCAUAUUCACAUAUUAAUGAAAUAUUGGUUAAUGUGCAGAAUGUAUCUCUUUUUCGGGAUUCUGUAGAAAACUUUCCCCCAAUAAUUAAUAAUAUUAAUCUCAAAAUCUAUAAAGGUAACAAAGUUUUUAUUUUAGGAGACUCUGGAUCAGGUAAGACAACUUUUAUUCAUGCUGUUCUAAAUACUUGUAGGGUCACUUUAACUGGAAAUAUUUUUGUAUAUCAUCUAAAAUACAAGUUACCUAUUGGAUAUGUAUCUCAAAAUCCUUGGAUACCUAGUGGAACAAUUCGUUCAAUUAUUAUAUUUGGAGUACCUUAUAAUGCUAGACAGUAUUUCAGAGUCAUUGAAUGUUGCAAACUUUCUACUGACUUUAAUCAAUGGGCUGAUGGAGAUAUGAAGGUAAUUGAUGAAGGAGGAAGUACUUUAAGUGGUGGACAGAAGGCUAGAAUUUGUUUAGCAAGAGUUUUAUAUUCUUUUCUUGACUGUAUUGAAAUUUGGGAAAAUAAUAAAGGGGAAUUAAAAGACUAUUCAGGCUCUGAAGAAUUAAGUAGUCUAAAAUUUUCUGCCCCUCUUUUGUUCAUAUUAGAUGAUAUUUUUUCCAGCUUAGACCCUAUUAUAUCUAGAGAUAUUUUUGAAAAUUUGUUUGGGACUAAUGGGUUGUUAAAAAAUUCUACGGUGAUCACUACUCUUGAUCCAGAAAUUUUAAGUAACUCAUUUAAAAAUAUUUUAGAAGGGUUAAAUGUUACAUUGAAUAAAGAUAUAGAUAAUAAUCUGAAUUCUGAUAAAAACAAUAGUGAAUAUAUAUUUUAUAAACUUGAAAAUAGGGAAUUUCAUAAAAUUUAUAAUAUAGAGACAAUAUUUAAUCUGAAUAAUAAAAUUAUAAAGAAUUAUUCUAUAAAAUUAGAAGAUAAAUAUUCCACUGAUUUAAUUAGUCAGUCAGAUACUGGCAUACUUGAAAAUUCUACUAACUCUUGCGUUCCAGAAAAUUUAAAUUUAAAUACAUGCAAUAAUUUAGAAAUUAAAUCUAGAAGUAUCUCAAGUAUGGUUGAUAAAGUUUCAACAAAAGGCUAUGUUUCUAGAUCAUCUUACAAAUGGUAUUUGAACAAUAUUGGAUAUAUAUUUACUAUUAUUAUUUUUUUAUUAGCAAUUUUAAAAUCUGCAAUUACUAAAUUUAGUGAUUAUCUCCUUUCUCAAUAUCCACAAAAUCCUAUAUUAUUAGAAACUCACUUAUUUACAUAUACAAUAGUUUCUAUAGUAGGUUUAAUAGUAAGUGGUCUUUUAUAUAUUAUGGAAGCUUUUGGAGGUCUAUAUAUUGCUCAUAAAAUUCAUUUAAAACUUUUGAAAAGUGCUUUUGAAGGUCCAACAGAGUUGUUUCCAUUAUCUAAUACUUUAAGUCGUUUAGGUGGUGAUUUAUUAGUUGUGGAUACUUGUAUUAUUAAAUCGAUAAUUACAGUACUAUUACCAGGCUUAGAAAUUUGUACAAAACUAUCUAUAAUUAUUUACAAAUUUCCAUAUUUUUUAUUAAUUGCAUUUAUAUGGAUAUAUUAUGUUUUAACUCCAAUUUGCUUAAAAUUUAUUGUUUCUUAUAGGGAAUAUCAGAGAUUUGUAUUAUCUACGUCUUCAACAUUAUGUGGAUAUUUCUCUAACACUCAAGCUGGGUCUAUAACAAUUUCGAUGUUAUUCAAGGAAAACUAUCUCAUGAGUAAGGCAACUAAAUGUAUGUAUGAUCUUGCUAAAUUACAUUUAAUUCAAUUGGGAGCUUCCCAGUGGGCUGGUUUCUGGUUAAAUAUCUUCUUGACUCCAUUUGGAAUAUUGUUAAAUAUUUCUUUACUCCUUAUUAUUAAGAUUUAUCUGGUACUUAUAGGAUAUUUAAUAAUUCAAGAAGAUACAGAUACCUUGGGAUCGAAAUCUGGACUUGUUCUUUUAUGUAUAAUGUACUCGAUGACUAUAGCAGAAUCUAUAUCAGCUUUCAUGUAUAAAUUCGUCCAAAUGGAAAAGGAGAUGUGCUCUGUUGAAAGAAUAUACAAUUAUAUAUGUACUAAACAAAAUACAAGAAAAUUUCUUAAGAAACUAGCUAGUAAUAGUUCAGAACAAGGACAAAUUCCAAAUUAUUAUUACAAAUAUCCUGAAAUAGAACCUCUACUAGAGAUAAAUGAUAAAUUUAGAGAUGUUCCAAAUAAGGGACUUUUUAUUAAUAAUAUAACCGUUUUUUAUACAAAAAAAAGUGAAAAUUAUGAAUUAGAUCAGGAUAAUUGCACUUCUUUGUUGAGUGAUUUACCUAUAUUGAGAAUUACAAGGAAUUUGACAGUAUAUCCAGGUAAUAUAGUAGGAAUAAUAGGGAGAACUGGAUCUGGGAAAUCAACUUUGUUCAAUGCAAUAAUGGGGGUAGCACCAUUUAUUCAAGGGCAUAUAUAUUUAGAUGGCAAAUUAUUACAAAAGAGAAAUUCUAAGAAUAUUGGGAUUCUUCCACAAACAAGUGUUAUUUUUAAAGGAACAACAAUUAGAUCACUACUUGAUCCUUUUGAAGAAUAUCCUGACUCCUCUAUAUGGACAGCUUUGAAUAUUUGUCAACUUGAUGUACUUAUUGGAAAUUUAACUCAUGGAUUAGAUACAGUAAUUGUCCUUGAAAGUGAUUGUAUCAAUAGAUCUAGAGUUACAAAAGAAGAAUAUCAAUUCUCAUCAUCCCAGAUCAAGUAUUUGUCUUUUAUUAGAAUCCUUCUUAAUUGUCAUAAAUAUAAAGUGAUUUUAAUUGAUGAGCCUCCCUUAACUGUCAAUUUUACUGUAAAUUCUAAUAUUCAAAUCUCAGUUGGAAUUGAAUCGUUGAUUAUUCAGUGUUUUAAACAUUGUUCAGUUUUAAUUAUUACUCACAACCCUAAAGUAUUAGACUCUUGCAAUAUCAUUUGGCUUUUUAAAAAAAAGAGUUUAGAAGUUAUUCCUAAAAAGAAAGACAAUUAUUUAGAAGUAUGGGAUAAAUUAUAG
Messenger RNA from Cryptosporidium muris RN66, 4254 nucleotides. RefSeq names its product ABC transporter family protein. Lineage: Eukaryota; Apicomplexa; Conoidasida; Eucoccidiorida; Cryptosporidiidae. The coding region runs from base 1 to 4254 and encodes 1417 amino acids. The transcript has a single exon. Gene Ontology annotation, molecular function: ATP binding; ABC-type transporter activity; ATP hydrolysis activity. Gene Ontology annotation, cellular component: membrane. The record is from RefSeq and is a predicted model, not a curated record. Gene Ontology annotation, biological process: transmembrane transport.